AUGAAGCUCAUUCACCGAACUGAGGCCCUUGUAGGGCUUGCGUAUUGUGUAUAUGCGAGCCCACUUGGCAAGCUUGCUCGUGUGGUCAACCCAGCCAUAGCCUCGAACACAACAUACGACUUUAUCAUCGUUGGGGCUGGUAUUGGUGGGCUUACAGUCGCUGAUCGUCUCACCGAGGACCCCGAUACCUCAGUAUUGGUUGUCGAAUACGGCUCGUUCGAUCAAGGUGAAGAUACUGUUUUGGUUCCGGGGUCAUAUUUUCCAGUACCGUACUUUUGGCCCAGCAUCUUCAGUACUCCUCAGAGGGGUCUAAAUAAUGGAACAUACUUUGUUCCCAUGGGACGAGUUGUUGGAGGGGGAUCUACCAUCAAUGCAAUGUUUUUCUUAAGAUGCCCAGCCCUGGACUACGAUUCUUGGGAAGCCCUAGGCAAUCCAGGAUGGGGCUGGGAAGAUUUACUUCCCUAUUUCAAGAAAAGCGAGGCUUUCGGGAGACCAGAGCAAUCGUUUGCCAAGAGCCGAAAUAUAACCUGGAUUGACUCCGUCCAUGGUUUUGACGGGCCUAUUCAAGCGAGCUAUUCGCCGUAUGACUACGAGUCUAGUGCAAACUUUUGGAAUGCCGCUACCUCUAUUGGAAUAACUCCACGCAUGGAUCCUAGUUCUGGGGAUGCUACUGGACUUUUUUGGCUCUUAAGAGCUCUCAAUCCUGUCUCGGAGACAAGAUCUUACGCCAAGAUUGCGCACUAUGACCGAGUGAAGUCGCGUCCAAAUUAUCAUUUGCUCCCAGAUCAUGCUGUGAAUAGGGUGGUUUUCCGAAACAAGACAGCUAUUGGCGUUGAAUAUCUUUCGCCCAGUACAGGAGAGAUCAGCACUGCCAGGGCCACCAAAGAAGUCAUCAUGGCUGCCGGAGCUGUACACUCGCCACAGAUUCUCCAGCUUUCUGGUGUUGGGUCCGAGGCGCUGCUGAAAGGUCUCGGAAUCGAUGUCGUAGUGGACCUGCCUGGUGUUGGGCAAAACUUCCAAGAUCAUAUGGAUCUUAAAGUUGACUAUAAUUUUACUUCCAAUAUCAAGCCCAACGCCGGCACGCUGAACACAAAUGCCACUUACGAUGCAGAACAGAGGGCUCUGUACGAUACAUCUCGUCAAGGCGCAUACACACUCAUUCGAAAUACAGGGAACAAUAUAGUCCUCCUACCACUCCAGAACGCCACUUCGAAAUGGCAGUCAAUCAUUGACAAAGCCAAGUCUCUGCGCCCGGCCUCCCUACUGGCGCCAAACACCCAUCCAUCGGUCGUCAAAGGCUACGCAGUCCAACGCGAGAUAUUGUUCAAGCAGUACGCAUCCUCGAGAACUUCAGUAGGCAGUAUCAGCUGGAACACAGGUCCCGAAACAACAAUCUACAUGAUCAAGCCUCUAAGUCGAGGCUCGAUCAAAAUCGCCACAACGAGCAUCCUCGACAACCCCUUGAUCGACUUCGGCGCAGCGACUGAUCCUACAGAUCUCGACUUUGUUCUUGCCCUAUACCUCAAGAAUCGCGAGAUCAUGCACCAAUCAUCAAUGCAGGUACUUGGGCCAACCGAAAUAACCGCAGGAGGGAACACGACGAAUGAAGACGAGUUGAAGGCUGCUUUCCGAGCUCGGAUCAACCCGUCGAAUGCACACGAGUGCUGCACGUUACCCAUGAUGAAGCGUGAGCUAGGUGGCGUUGUUGAUGAUCAGCUGAGAGUGUAUGGUGUCAAGGGAUUGAGUGUGGCAGAUGCCAGCUUCUUCCCCAUCACACCCGCCAGUGCACCGUCGGCAACACUAUACGCCGCUGCAGAAAAGGCUGCAGAUAUGAUCAAGAAACGACACGGUCUGCCACCUUUUCGCAGCGGGUAG
Molecule: messenger RNA, 1875 nt
Organism: Drepanopeziza brunnea f. sp. 'multigermtubi' MB_m1
Lineage: Eukaryota; Fungi; Ascomycota; Leotiomycetes; Helotiales; Drepanopezizaceae
Biological process (GO): secondary metabolite biosynthetic process
Molecular function (GO): oxidoreductase activity, acting on CH-OH group of donors; flavin adenine dinucleotide binding
Source: RefSeq, a predicted model, not a curated record